AUGGUCCAAACACUCAGACGCCGCAAUGCCGCCAACGAAACAAACGGCACUACUAGCACCAGCGACAAGCGCAAGAGACCGGCGACUCGAGAUGGAACCCGUGUUCGUCUCACGGACAAGAUGAAAGCUGCCGUCACUGUACGUGAUAGUGGAAUCAAAAAGGUGACCAUAACACGCAAGAAGCAACAACAGCAAGCCAAAAGAACAUCCACCCGAAACAAAACUUCUUCUGCUUCUGCCACUGUCAACAAGCCGAUCGAAUCCAUCCGCGACUUCAAGAAGAUCGAGGGCCAAACAUACUAUCUUGUCCAUCGCACCGGCAGUGACCCUACUCAAGACACUUGGGAGGCCGAGCAAACGAUCGAAUCGUUGGAGAUCUUGGGCGCUUUCCGCGAACGCGUUCAAACAGCUUCCGGCUAUACUAUCGACUUCGACAACACCGUUACUACCAACGAAACGUCAACGACUAACACCAAUGUCCGUCGGUCGACACGUACGAGCAAGACGCGUGCUAUGCUUCGCAUGACAGAGCCUAUUGACAUUGAUAGCAGCGGCAGUGACGAUGAAGUUACCACCGCAUCACGUUCCUCCAAGAAAGGAAGUACUACCACUCGAAAGAAACGCAGCAACAGCGAGUCCAGUGGCAAACCAGCUGCACCAAAGAAACUUCGUGGCCAGGCAGCACGCAAGGCAGCCGAGGUGGAAGAACGUCAACGACGCAUGGAGGAACGUGCGACCAAGACGGAUGCUGCAAUUGUAGGCAUUGACGAAACUGACUGUUGUUUGCGCUGCAGCAUCUUUCUGUAUCGUCAAGCUGUCGAGAAAGACAAUUUGGAAUUGCUCAAGGCUGCAGUGGAGGACAAGGAGCAUGUGCCAUACUGGGAGAAGGAAGAUUGCCAGCACUGGAGCGACAUGGUGGUGGCGGCGGCUAUGCUCAAGGGAAAUAAGGAGAUUGUUGGUCUUUUGUUGCAGAGUCAAGAAAACGGACGUGUCCAGGUUCCGACCAAAUACAUGCAGUAUGGCGGAAGCACAGGCUAUGUGAGCCGCUUCACUUUUGGUCACGCUGUCAGCAAGGUGAACGAGUCGCGUGGCAACCGUCAGGGAAACUCGGCAUUUUACCGAAACAGUCAAAAGAAUCUCAUGGCGGUGGAUAUUUCCCGCUUGAACGAGUCGCUCAUUUCUAUCAACGUCCUGGAAGCUUUGCAAAAUACAGCGCUGGAUCCAGAUAUGGCGGAUUUCGUCAAAAGUGCAACCAACCUCGUCCGCGGCUGCAGCAUGUUCAUGGAACAGAAGGGCUUUUACUAUUGCGUGGCAUCAGGAAACUGGAACGUCGCUGGAAGUAUUAUCAAUCACAUCCAGUAUCGCUCAGGAUUCAACACGGUACACACAAACGUACUCAGCUUCAAGAAUGGUGAACCGCUCGAAACGUAUCGUCGCAACCAGAUCUUGAAAAAGUCGUUCGAUUCUGGCUCUAUCACGCCUCUGGAAUGUGCUGCGAUCCAUCCUUCAAGAGCAUACCUCAAAGAACUGUUUGAACAACUCACCCCUGCUGAACGUAUUGAGACCGAUGAAUUCGGUCGUACCAUUGCUCACUUUGCCGCGGCCAGCACGACGCCUGACUGCCUCGAGUACCUGAUCGAGCAGGACUUCCCAUUCUCGUCUGGAGACAAGUUCAAGUUGACCCCACUCAUUCAAGCAGCUCGUUUCGGCCGGCACCAAAAUAUUCGUCCGUUACUCAAGCAUUUAAGUAAAACAGAGAUGCCAAACACCGAGUUCGCAGAUCAAACGCUCCUUCGCCAACGCUGGCGCCCGCUUCAUUAUGCCGCCUACUUUGGUCACCCGGAAACCUGUCGUGAAUUAAUUGAUUGUGGUGCUACCUUGGAGGCUAUCGAAAGCACUUUACGUGCGACGCCCCUCUUGUUUGCUGCGCAGCGUGGUCACCUCGAAUGUGUCAAGGUUCUUGUGGAACACGGUAAGGCAGAUCCAGAGGCAGUCGACAAGUAUUCCCGUACCGCACUUCAUGUGGCUAGCAUCAAUGGCAAGUACGACGUUGCCAAAUAUCUGUUGCAAAUUGGUGUCGAUGCCAACGCUGCGGACACAUCUGAAAACAGACCUAUCCACUAUGCUGCGGGCUUUGGUUACCUGCGUCUGUUACGUCUCUUGAUUGAGGUUGGUGGUGCCGAUCCAGCCGCCCCCAAUGUGUGGAGAACGACCGCUUGCUCCGUCGCCAAUCUCAAAGGCCACAUUUCUAUUGUCCAAUACCUGUUGACCGAGUGCAACAUUGAUGUCAAUUUCAAGGAUCAAGACGGCAAAACCUUGUUGCAUCAUUGUGUGGAGGAAACUGUGACUAGUAAGCUGGAAGCCGAACAGUCGCUUCGAAAAGCCCGUUUGCUUAUUUCCAAGAAUGCUGAUCCGAAUUUGCAAACUAUCGAAGGUAACACCGUCCUCCAUAGUUUUGCUAUGGGUUAUUUCAAUGCACAUCGCCCUGCUGGCUGGAAAGAAGAAGACCAGGAGGGCAACGAGCUCGUGAAGCCAUUGGAAUAUGAUGACAUGGACGGUAUCAAUUACAGUCGACAAAUGGCCCAACUUCUUCUGGAAGCCGGUGCAAACCUGGGCAUCAAGAAUAAUGCAGGCGACACUCCUUUGGCGCAUGGUAUCCUUCAUAAUAAGGAUUAUGUGUUUGAUAUCUUCAUUGAACGAGGUGCCAUCUACUGGGAUACCAUGACGUCCUCUGGUGUUACCUUUUUCCAAUGUCUGUUUGCAAAUGCGAGUGAGCUGGAUUCCUUCAACACGCGACGUGAGAUAGAUCGUGUGCGCAACAGUCGAUAUGAAGUCAUGAUCAAGGGCAUUUGGGAAGCGAUUGUAAAACAUCCAGCCCCGGCAGAUGCUAAUACCAACAUCAAUACCCCUAACUCGGCUGGUUUUACCGCAAUGUUGGCAUCUGUCCAGGAAGUGUGCGAAACUCAAAAAAAGCAUGUCAAAAAAGAGAAGGAGCGUAUCAAGAAACGAUUCACCUUAGCCUCCAAAAGUUAUGCACAAGGUGAAAACUCUGAUGAAAGUUCAGCCCGAGAAGAGGCUGUCUUUGAGUUCCGUUUCCAUCAUUGGUUGGAUAUGGCAACCAAGAUUGUAGAAAAUUAUCACCCGGAUAUGAAUUCGGUUGUCCAGUUGCCCAAGGACUUUUAUAAGGGCAAUCCCAAGCGGAGCAAGAGUGAAUAUCCUCGUGAAACUGGUUGGAGCGUUUUGCAUUUCGCUACAGCCACUCAAGAUGUAAAACUACUGCACUUUUUGUUGUCCCACGGAUCCGAUCCUAACCAACGCAUUAUUGUCGCUGGCGUGCCAACUGGCGCUCCUCCUAUGUUGAGUGGUUAUAUAAAAAAGAAGCUCCUUCAUCAAGAAUACUUGCCCACCACCGAUCUACAAACCAUCGAACACGCCAACAAGCUAUUCAACAUCAUCAAACCAGAUUUCGAGCUAUUACUUCCCAACGCAAUCAAGAAGUACAUCGCGUUUGGCGCUAAUCCGUGUGUUGCCGACAAGGAGGGAUACUCAACAUUGAUGAAAGCUGCAGAAUCAUUGGAUCAUGAAAUAAUGGAGGAUCUAUGUACCGCCUAUACCGAGUCGCACUCGUUCGAAGGUAUCGAUAACCGUGACCAGAAACAUCACACUGCACUCAUGUACGCGGUGAAUGCCGUGCAAGAAGCUUUAUCAAGAAGCGAUCAAUCCAUCAACGUACUCACUGUCAAGCAUUUGUUGGUCGCCGGUGCCAAUCCAAACCUCCAUUAUGAAAACGCUUGUGGUGAUACCGUGAUUAUGAAGAUUAUCCGAUCCCAGUAUCUACCUUUGCUAAACACGGUUAUUGAGCACACUCAUUAUCCGAUCGAUCAUUCUGCCGUUAACAAUCAUAUGGAAACUUGUGCAAUUAUCACUUGCAAGAACAAGAAUGAGGAUAUUUCCAAAGCCUACUUUGAUCUUAUGGCAAGCUCUUAUGCAUCUUCUUCAUUUGACGUCAAUGUCAACGACAAAGAAAACAACACCGCACUUCUUAUUGCAUCCAUGUCCGGAAACGAACAUGCAGUCAAUGUGCUUUUGGAAUGCAAGGCUGACCCCAACCAUAUAGUUGGUGCAAACGUCUCCCCUCUCUGCCGGUCUGUGCAAAACUCCUACUUUCAGAUCGCCCAAAGUCUGCUCAAAGCUGGUGCCAACGUCAAUCAUAAGGACGAUCAAGAUCUUUCUCCACUCCACCAUGCCGUUCUCGUCGAAAAAUAUCACCUGGUCAAGCUGAUGAUAGAAUUUGGUGCCAAUGUACAUGCAAUCGAUAAGAAGCAACGUACCGCACUUCACAUUGCUAUCCAGAAAACCAAGAACAUGACUAAUGCUUCGCUCCGAAUUGAACGAUUGCUUCUACAAGGUGGCAGUGAUAUCAAUGCCAAGGAUAUUUUGGGACGUACACCGCUUCAUCUUGCUUUCAUACAUAUGGAUGUCGUUCCUCACAUGCGCAAGAUGGCCACAAUAGCCAAAAAGGUCAAGAAGAUUCGCGAAGACAAGAAGAAUGCCAAGAUAAUGGAAAGCAAGAUAGCCUCAGCAGUCGAAAAAUUCGGCCGGAACACAAAGGAUUCAGGUUCCAAUGAAUGGAUUGCCUAUGCAGUACGAGCGCAUCUUGAAAACAAGCAACGAGAGGAAUCUGGCAGCAAAGGAAAGGAUGGCGAAAAUAUUGUGAUUAUCGAACAAGACGAACUCGCAGACCUAGAACUUUAUGCUCUGUUCCAAUGGGAAAUGGACACCCAAUCGCCAAGCAAAGUCGAUCCCAUUGAUAUCAUCAAGUUCUUGUCAAACUAUGAAGAUAUCCAAUACGACUUACCCGAUCAUUUUGGCCGUACUCCAAUGCAUUACGCUGCUACCGUGGGCGCAUUCUCUUCCACAUCUAUCCUCAUUGCCAAGGGUGUGAACAUCAAUGCCGAGGACUUGGAUCAAAAUACUCCGCUGCAACUUUCUCUUCGUUACAAGCAUGUUGAUUACUCGGUGAUGCUCUGUGAUCAAGGAGCUACACCUACCAGCGUGAUGACUCUUCCUGCGGGUGAUCCAGUGACAACUUUAAACUACAGCUUGUCCCAGGACUUUAUGAACAUGGCAUAUCUGAUUUUGGAUCGUAAUCCAAGCGUAUUAGAAUCGUUGCAAGACGCUUUGCGAACGGGCAAAUUCCAUGUUGCGGAUAUCCUGCUCAAUUCUGCUCCUACUUCCACCCUUUCUGCGACCACACAAGAGGGCCAAAACUUGUGGCACAUAUUUGCCAACUUUAAACCGUUUGACAGUGAGAUUUGGGACGAGUAUUUGACCGACGUCAUUGCUAAAGUAGCUGAGCUUGGAUUAACAUUCGAAGCCGAUGUGCACGGACGUACACCCAUUCAUUAUGCUGCAAUGUACGGACAAAACACGCUAUUGAACAACCUGCUAUCUGCUGGCGGCAGUGAGAUCAACAAGUUAGAUAAAGAUGGUUUAUCCGAGCUCUGGUAUGCGGCAUCGUCCCAUAGCAUUCAAUCUGUUCAGCUGCUGUUAAACGCUGGUGCAUUGACCGGAAAAGGCACAAGCUCGGCAACCAAGGAUUCAGCAUUAUUGCUUGCAGUCAAGAGCAAGGAUAUUUACCUAGUCAAGCUUCUAUUAGAGUCUAGUGCUCCUCGUGAUGAAGAUAGCAUCCACGGAAGACCUAACGCUGUGAUGCAAGCGUGUAUGAACAAAUCUGACAAGAUCUUGAAGGAGCUUCUGCAAGCAGGUGCUGAUCCCAAUGUAACAUCAACUGCUACUUACCACCUGAAAGGCAAGAAAAAGACAUUGGUCAUUCAGCCAGUGUUUAUUGCCACGGAUACGACUUUUGAGGUACUGAUCAACGGUGGAGCCAAUCCGAAUGUCGUGAGUCCAAAGCAAGAGCCCUAUGAAGGCCGAUCUUGCUUUAUGCACUUGAGCAAAUCUACAGCAAACACGGAACUUUUAAAGGUACACUUUUAA
Messenger RNA from Zychaea mexicana, 6000 nucleotides. RefSeq names its product ankyrin repeat-containing domain protein. The record is from RefSeq and is a predicted model, not a curated record. The transcript is spliced from 16 exons. Bases 1 to 6000 code for a protein of 1999 amino acids. Gene Ontology annotation, molecular function: protein binding. Lineage: Eukaryota; Fungi; Mucoromycota; Mucoromycetes; Mucorales; Lichtheimiaceae.